UUUUUUCCUAGUUUGUAAUGUUCUAUUUCUGUGUAUUUCCUUCUUCUUUACUCUUCUUCUUCUUCUUCUUCUUCUUCUUCUUUUCCUGGUUGCUGGUAAUUAUAAUAUUACCAGGUUUUACUAACAUCCACUGUUGAAUUGAUCAGGAAUGAAGAAAAUACUGAGGGGAUUCAUGACCAUGGUCUCUUCCAUGAUUCCAUCAGCAAGUCCUUACAUUUUCAACUUUGGUUCACUCUAUGCGGCUUUACAGUGAAGCCAUGUCAUUUACUGCCUCUUUUAAUGUGAAUGUUACCGAUAUCUAUCCGUAUUUACCCUGUAAGAAAGGGGAGAGAAGGGCACGUUGGUGAAGAGAAGCCCUUCCUAAAGAGAUGAUGGGCAAAGAAAAAGGAACCCCAGCUACCCCACAGACUCCCAAAAGAACAACCAGAUCCUCCUCCACAACACCUUCAAAACACACCCUCAGAACUCCAAAGACAAGUGAUCCUGUCCCCCCAUCUACAUCAAGUGAUCUCUUAUUCUCGGAAAAAUCCAUCAGCUUGGACAAUCUGCUCUCUAGUUUCCCAGGUAGACGACUCCAAAUCCUCGAGUUAUUGCGCUUGAUUGGGCCUCUGAAUUCCCCCAUGAUCCCUUUCCUCAUUUAUGGUGGUGUUUCUACUGGCAAAACCAGUGUUAUCCUUCAAAUUUUUAAGCAUCUAAACCGCCCAUUUGUUUAUUCAAGCUGCCGGUCUUGUUACAAUCCUCGAAUCUUGUUCGAAUCUGUGUUGAAUAAGUUGUUGGCUCAUCAGAGAAAUGCGAGCAAUGGUUAUUCCAGUGCCAAGCGCUGUGAAAAAGUUGCUGAUUUUGUCAAUCUUCUUAAAGAAGCAUUGAUUCGGGUAAUAGAUGGUAUCAACGGAUGUUCGAAGAAGUCAGGUUUGAAGGAGACAAUGAAGCAAGGCAGCGGAAGGAUGGUUUACUUGAUAUUUGAUAAUGUGGAGCUUCUUCGAGCUUGGGAUAAGAAUUCGAGCAUGAUUUCUACAUUGUUCAAUAUCUCAGAUAUUCUGAAAAUGCCUGAAGUGGGUCUGAUUUUUAUCAGCGGCACCUCGCCUGAUACAUAUUACUCGAAUACUGGUUUUCCAGAUCCUCUUCCUGUUUUCUUCCCUGAUUAUACAGAAGAUGAUCUUUAUCAGAUCUUCAUGAGAAACCAAGCAAACCCCAAGCUGUAUUCCUCUUUUCUGGAUGCUGUCCUGAAGCCUUUCUGUAGAAUUACUAGACGGAUCAAUGAACUAUCCAUUGCUUUGUCACCAUUAUAUCAGAAGUAUUGCGAACCCUUGAGUGACAUGGAACUUGUUCCUGAUGAAAACACGAAGAGAAGGCUGUUCAGUCACCUUCAGCCACACAUAACUAAUUCUUUGAACCAGAUUUUCAAGGUUCCUUCUCGACCUUCUCUUGAGGUUAACAAGGAGAAAGUCAAGCGAAAGGGGAAUAUGACGAAAUUGGCUGGUGGGGAAGGCUGCAAUGAGCUUGAUUUUCAUAUGUCCAUCUCAGCGAAAUAUCUUCUUAUUUCUGCAUUCCUUGCUUCAAGAAACCCUGCUACCCUCGAUGCUGCACUGUUUGACUCAACUGGAGGGGGUGACAAUCGAAAGCGCAAGAGGAAGAGCUCGGCAACAUCCAUAGAGAAGACAGAUAAUGCAGCGCAAGAAAUGCUGAUGAAAGGACCUGGCACUUUUCCAUUGGAGAGGUUGUUGGCCAUAUUUCAAUGUAUCACAUCCGUGGCAGAAGGCUAUCUUAAGGAUGACCAGCAAAGUGUGUCAGUGAUGGAAGGCAUGGAUGUUGGUGGACUUAUGUCUGACGUUCUAUUGCAAUUGUCUACUCUCUGCAAUGCUAAUUUUAUCAGCAAAGGCAAAAGCUGCCCCCUGGAGGGGUCUUCCCGCUACCGAUCUACAGUGGAUGAAGAAAUGGCUUUGAAGGUUGCGAGGAGUGUCAACUUCCCUCUGUCGAAGUAUCUUUACAGAAGAUGAUCAGCGAAAUGCUUACCUACCUUUAGUUUGAAGAUCAGGCGUUGGAUGUGAUGUUGUUGGCUGCUGAGGGAGUGGUGUCAGAACGUUCAACAGUCUUCUUGCUCCUGUGCCCAUAUGAGGGGACGAUUCGUCAUGGGCUCUAUGCUGAUUGCAUGGAUUCCGCCCUUCUGUGAAGAAAGGCAGCAGCAUAACUUAAAUUCAAUUGAAGAAGCAUGUGGAAUGAUGCUGGUGGCAAUGUUAGUUAUUCACUUAUUUGUAAUCUUUUAAUUCUAUCAUGGAUGGAUGGAUGUUUCUGUUCAAUAUUAUGAAAUUGGCCCAUUUAGUGAUGAUGGCCCUUUGGUGGUUGGCUAAGAUCUUCUGUGAUGUCUUUUAUUCUUUGGCAGCUUGUGUUAAAUGGGGAGGCCUAACUCCAUUUUACGUAUGGAUUAGCUAUGUUUGGUGUAUUAUGUAAUCUUAGAUAAUCUUGUAUAUUUCUCAAUUGUUGUGUCA
Magnolia sinica is the source of this 2486-nucleotide messenger RNA. RefSeq names its product origin of replication complex subunit 5. Gene Ontology annotation, molecular function: DNA replication origin binding. The coding region runs from base 369 to 1997 and encodes 542 amino acids. Gene Ontology annotation, biological process: DNA replication initiation; DNA replication. Gene Ontology annotation, cellular component: nuclear origin of replication recognition complex; nucleus. The record is from RefSeq and is a predicted model, not a curated record. The transcript has 5 exons. NCBI's taxonomy places the organism in Eukaryota, Viridiplantae, Streptophyta, Magnoliopsida, Magnoliales, Magnoliaceae.